AUGUCAUCUACAAAUAAUAAUAAUGCUAAUUUGCCUUUUGGUGGGAAGGUAGUGGUUUCUGGUGGAGAUUUUAGACAAAUUCUUCCUGUCAUUCCUGGAGGUGGCAGGACAGAAAUUGUUAAUGCAAGCAUAUGUUCCUCUUACAUAUGGGACUAUUGUAGUGUUUUGAGACUUACAAAAAAUAUGAGAUUAGAGGAAUCUUCACAUGCUGAUAAUGAUGAAUUGGCUUUGUUUUCACAAUGGAUCUUAAAUGUUGGAGAUGGCAAUAUAGGUGGGCCUAAUGAUGGCAUCUCUGAGAUUAUGAUUCCUACUGAGUUGCUCAUAUCAAAUUUUGAAGAUCCUCUUAGUUCUAUUGUGGAUUGUAUAUAUCCAAAUCUUCUUGAAAAUCACUUGGAUUCUAAUUGGUUGCAAUCACGAGCAAUUCUUUGUUCUAUGCUUGAUGUCGUUGAGAAGGUAAAUCAAUAUAUUAUCAUGAAAAUUUCAGGAGAUGAAAAAAUUUACUUGAGUUCAGAUAGUGUUGACAAAUCUUAUGGAAGCGGACAGUAUGCUACUGAAACACUUACUCCAGAGUUUUUAAAUAGCCUCCAAUGUUCAGGAUUACCUCAUCAUGCUUUGAAGUUGAAGGUUGGAAUUCCUAUAAUGCUUUUAAGAAAUCUAGACCAAUGUGCAGGUUUAUGUAAUGGCACCAGGCUAAUUAUAACAAAGUUAUCUAAUCAUGUUAUAGAAGCAGAAGUAUUAGUUGGAAGCUAUCUUGGCAAAAAGGUCUUAAUCCCACGCAUGUGCAUGUCUCCUUCUCAAUCACCAUGGCCUUUCAAAUUUGAUAGGAGACAAUUUCCUAUUGUUGUCUCAUAUGCCAUGACCAUCAAUAAAAGUCAAGGACAAUCUCUUAGCAAUGUUGGAGUGUAUCUUCCUAAACCCGUGUUUAGUCAUGGACAACUUUAUGUUGCUAUAUCUCGUGCUCGAAGUAAGAAGGGAUUAAAAAUUCUUAUUCACAACAAAGAAGGGCAUGUUUUAAGUAGCACAACAAAUAUUGUAUUCAAAGAAAUUUUCUCAAAUUUAAAAUAG
Molecule: messenger RNA, 1065 nt
Organism: Arachis ipaensis
Lineage: Eukaryota; Viridiplantae; Streptophyta; Magnoliopsida; Fabales; Fabaceae
Source: RefSeq, a predicted model, not a curated record